GCUGAUCGCUGAUCAGCUUCAGGUUUUUCUAACUGUUGCUUUGCGAUUGAAUGAGGUUGUGUUAGCUGAUCCUGGAUGAUAAUAUUGUGGGAACGUAUACGUCCACGAAUUGCAUGAGACACCAUUUUCUCUCUUGACUUUUGCUUCGCCUUUAACAUGAAUGUGUCACCAUGGCCCACUGGGAAGAAACUUGUUCACCUAGAUUUAAAGGGAGCUCCUCCCAGAAUGAGCUACAUGGAAAAGCUCAUCCCUCUGAUUGCUCGUUUGGGUGCUGAUGGUUUACUCCUGGAGUAUGAAGACACGUUUCCUUACGAGGGCGAUCUGAAGGUUCUACAAGCUACUGAUCAUCCCCUAUACAGCCGUGAGGAGAUCAAAUCGAUCCAGGAUCUGGCAAAGUCCAAUGGCUUAGAAGUAAUUCCACUGGUGCAGACUUUUGGACAUCUGGAGUUUGUUCUAAAGCACAGAGAAUUCUGGGAGCUGCGUGAGGCAGUAUACAGUCUGGGAACUCUGAAUCCCCACAGGGAACACAGUGUAAACCUGGUGCUGCAGAUGGUGCGUCAGGUGCUGGAGCUACACCCUGACAUCAGGUGUCUGCACAUUGGGGCUGAUGAGGUGUAUGUCUUGGGCCAAGGGGAGGAGUCAAGGAAUUGGCUUUGUAUCCCUGGCCAUGAUAUUCACCAGCUGUUUCUUGGCCAUGUGACGAAAGUGGCGAAGCUCAUACGAGCAACCUGGCCUCACCUCAGUCUCAUCAUGUGGGAUGACAUGUUGAGGAGCAUAUCCCAUAGCACUCUCAAAGACAGCGGUCUUGUAGAACUGGUCCAGCCAAUGUUGUGGGACUACAGCCCUUCUCUGGAUGUGGCAGGCACAGUCAAUCUGCUGGAGACCUACAAGAGUGCAGGACUAUCCAAAGUGUGGGCAGCCAGCUCUUUUAAAGGGUCCACAGACGUGAGUACCUGCGUGACCUCCACUCAGAGGCAUGUGGACAACCAUCUUCAGUGGCUCCAGGUGGCAGCUGCAUUGCCCAGUGGGAUAGAAAUGCAGGGCAUUGCCAUCACUGGCUGGCAAAGGUAUGAUCACCUGUCUGUCCUCUGUGAACUGCUACCUGUAGGCCUACCUUCCUUGGCCUCCUGCCUGGAAACCCUGUGCCAAGGCAGCUUCAGUAAGGAGUCUCAGACAAAGGUAACCGAGACUCUUGGAAUCUCCACUGUGGAGGUGAAAGAUAUAGUGAGCUCACCCUGUGCAGCCAGCUGUUCCCCCUACCCUGGGCAGAGGCUGGCUAAACUGGUCGUGGAGCUGAGUGAACUGCUGCAGUCUGAGGAGCUUCGCUUCCAGGACACCAACAUGUUUGUGAAGGGGUGGUUUACCCCAUACCACAGGCGGAGGAAGAUCAUCAACCCCCUUAUGGGACAGCAAAUCCAGCAGCAUGCAGCAGCCUUGCUGACAGCGGUAGAGCUGAAGGUGGAGGCUGUGAGACAGGAGAUGGUUACGUAUUUUCCUGAGUCCACCGCUCUGGAGUGGAUUGAGCAGCACGUCAGCGUGGUGCUGGACCCCAUCCGCCGCUUGCUGGAAGAUAUACAAGUCACCAUCCAGAAGGUGCUGCCAUCCAGCUUUCACCUCCUCUCUCCGGGGCAACACGGUUGACGG
Molecule: messenger RNA, 1644 nt
Organism: Conger conger (European conger)
Lineage: Eukaryota; Metazoa; Chordata; Actinopteri; Anguilliformes; Congridae
Gene: hexd
Product: hexosaminidase d
Exons: 13
Coding region: 157-1641 (494 amino acids)
Biological process (GO): carbohydrate metabolic process
Molecular function (GO): hexosaminidase activity
Source: RefSeq, a predicted model, not a curated record